Molecule: messenger RNA, 538 nt
Organism: Racocetra fulgida
Lineage: Eukaryota; Fungi; Glomeromycota; Glomeromycetes; Diversisporales; Gigasporaceae
Source: the annotation of a GenBank genome assembly
AUGCAAUUAAAUAACGAAUGGAAUGAGGAAGUUUUAAAACAAAGCCCUACGGAAUUUAAUGCGCAAAUUAAAAAGGCUGACGAAGACCUUGAAAUGUUUUUGACAUCAUCUCCAUCUCAUGUAGAUAUACAUUCUGAAGCAAUCUAUUCCAGAAGACGGUUCACUCCUUUAAGUGUUACGAGUUCUUGUAAAACUGUUAACUGCCAAGGUGACUAUCGUGACCAUUGUGUUGCUUAUGUCGAAAAAGAUGAUCGAAAGGCGUUAUCUCACAUCAAAAUACAGUCUGAUGCAAUAUUUACUAGAAGACAAUCCGUUCAUUUAAAUAUGACUGAUUCUGAUAAAAGGAUUAAUCGAUCAGAUAUCCAAAUUGAAGAGGAAAAUACUAAAAGCUUACUCAAUCUACAAGAUGUAAUUGAUAUUGAACAAGAUAAUCAAAAGACAUCGAUUCGUGUUGAAACACAUUCCAAAACAAUAUUUACUAAAAGAAGACUAGUUUUUCUAAAAAUCAAAAACUCUGGUGAAAAACUUAAUCAUUCAG